Molecule: messenger RNA, 627 nt
Organism: Panicum virgatum (switchgrass)
Lineage: Eukaryota; Viridiplantae; Streptophyta; Magnoliopsida; Poales; Poaceae
Product: E3 ubiquitin-protein ligase PUB23-like
Exons: 3
Coding region: 1-627 (208 amino acids)
Molecular function (GO): ubiquitin protein ligase activity
Source: RefSeq, a predicted model, not a curated record
AUGGCGCUGCCCAAAGUGGGCGCGGCGGACUUCUCCGCGCUCCCGCCGGAGCUCGUGCACCGGGCGCUCGCGGCCUCGUGUGCCUCCGACGUCGCGGCGGCCAGCCGCGCGUGCCGCGCAGCCGCGGCGCUGCACGCGUACGGCAUCAAGACCACCAAGGAGCUGUUGGUGGUCGACGCGCUCGUCUCCGCCCUGCAACGACCCAACGCCGCGUCCCGAGCGCACGCGGCGCGGCUUCUCGAGGACGUGACGGCCGCCGUGCCACCGAGCAGGCUGGCGUCCCUCCCGGACCAGGUGUUCGGCGAGGCCGUGCAGCAGCUCCGCGACAGGGUCUCCAAUUCCAAGGCGGCGACCACGGCGGCGCUGCACGCGGUGGAAGCCGGCGCGGUGGCGGUGCUGGGGGACAUGCUUCUGGACGGGCCGGAGCGGCGCGGGUGCGAGCUGGCGCUGGGCGCGCUGGAGCGGCUGUGCAGGUGCGCCGAGGGGCGCGCGGAGCUGGUGGCGCACGGCGCGGGCGUGGCGGCCGUGGGCAGUAGGGCGCUGCGGGUGUCGGAGGUGGCCACGGACAAGGCGGUGCGGAUGCUGCGGUCGGUGGCGAGGCACGCGGCCACAGCGGCGGUGGUGUAG